GGCCUUGGCCUUCCAAUUCAUGUCUGCCCAAGAAUCAGCAAUGUGGCCUAUUCCUCAUGCUGCGGCGUCCUUGGAGACCAGGCCGAUGGCAGUGGUGCAGACUGGCCUCGACAGCAGACCUUUGUGUGGAACUCCAUGGUUUGGCUGCUCGAGGAGCCCUCGCUGCAGCAGAAAGGCGGCUUUCUGUAGAAGGGCUCCCAGGACAGAGCACUCCUGGUGCUCUUGUAGCAGCAAGCUGCUUACCGCCAAAGUACCGCGGAACAAUCUUUCGAUGUUUGCUCCUGGCCGCAAUCAAUGCUGAUGAUGCAGAUGCGGCCUCCAGGUGGCUUACUGGCUUUGCCCGUUUCCUUCCAGAUGCGUCCAGCAGAAUGACAACGCUAGAAGAGAGAGGUCUCGAGGAGAGAGGCCCUUCUGGACUUGAGGUCCUUGGACGACUCCUGGGCGUGGUCUCCGAAGGUGGCCCACAAGCAGCAGAAAGGUGGUUUCUAGCCCUGGAGGGUUCCGGUCCUUUAGCCGAGCUUCUGCGCCAUCGUGUGAUGGUGAGAUCAGGAGACUUUUCUUCUAUGGAGAGGAGCUUGGCCUGUCUGCCAGCCCUUCAAGCACCAUGUGAAGAUCGUGCGACGGCAGUGGAACAAGCACUGGAGCGCAUUGCAAAGGGUUCAGAUCCUGGACGAGUUCAUUUGUGGCUUUGGCGCUUUGAUUCCAUGGCAUCCUUCAUUGACUAUAUCCCUGGAGUGGCAGAGUGCUCGUCCGCACUACUGGCCGCUGCUCGGAUGGGUGAUGUGCCUCGAGCAGAAUAUUUCUUGCAGCGUUGCACAGGUGCGCGGAGCUUGCGCUCCUGGCUGGCCAGUGCGACGAAGGAGCAAAUGGUUGAGAUGCUUGACAAUUUCAACCUCUUGCUCUUCUCCUGUGCCAUGGCACACGAAGCUGAGCGAGCACAGUUAUGGUUGCAGUGUCUUCGUGAAAGACAUGAGCCCAACUUUCAGAGCUUCUCGCACGUGAUGAAUUCUUGUGCGGCAAUUGCUUCUACAAGGACCACAGAACACUAUUUCCAAGAGAUGAUUCGAUCGCAGAUUGAAGCAACUGCCAAUGAGUAUACAAUCCUUCUGCGCGCUUGUGGAAAAGUUGGUGACUCACGACGGGCUUCCUGCUGGAUUUCGCGUAUGGAGGAGGCCUGUGUAGAGGUGGAUGUCUUUGGCUUGAAUGCUUUACUGGCAGCUCAAGCUGGAGAAGCGGACCACACAGCUGCGCUGAAUUUGCUGGAUGAGAUGUGCGCCGGAUCACAGCCUGCCAUGCCGGAUGCUGUGAGCUAUUCGUACGUGGCUUAUGCUUUCUCCACAGCUGCAUUGUCAGCCUCCAGGCGACAGCUGCUGCAGAACGCUGAGGAUAUUCUGCUUCGUAGCCGGGCUGCCAUGCUGGAGGUGGAUGGCAAUGCCUAUCGUGUCUUGCUUCGCAGGAGCGCACGCUUGGGUGAUGCUGAACGAGCUGGUCGCCUUUGGCGUGACAUGAAGCUUCUCGACCACGAUCCUGGCACCUCUGCUCUUCUUGAGGUGCUGCAGGCGGCCAGCAGUGCACCAUUCUUGGGCCUGGCACAGGAAGCUUUUCAAGCUUUGCCCGCAACACAUGAGAGAAGAGAAGACUCCUUGCUACUCGUUAUACGGCCAUUAGCAGAGCUUGGAGACUGGCGUGGCAUUGAGCGCAUGCUUCAGAGGUGGGGUCCAGGACCACAGACGGCUGCAGUGGCGAGGUUGCAACUGCAAGCACUUUCAGAAGCGGUGCCGAGGAAGCGUCAACGAAGUAUGGAGGCUGCCAGCAAGCUUCUACUUGCGGGGGAAGGCAUUUUGGGUGAGACAGCGGAGCUCCUCCAUAGAGCCUUGGGUGGCGGCCGAAGCAGUGCGUCGGCAGCGUUGCCAGUACUGCUGGGCCCACUGCAGCAGAGGCAAGCUGCGCUCCUCUGUGCCAGUCGGACAAAGGCAGCUUUGGACUUGAACGACCCUGAGCGAGCAGAGGGAUGGGUACGCCGGUGGGUUCUGCUGCAGGACGCCUUGACCUUAGACCACUUUUUUCGGCUGGGAGCCAGCCAAUAGUGUUUGGGGAACUGGUAUUCAGUCCACUCCUCUCGUCCGAAAGCUGGCACUCAUAGUGUCCGACCAAGGCAGGUUUUGUGACACACGAAUCUGCGCGAUAUAGUGUGUUCGUGUAUGUUCGUGUAUGCCCUCUGCAUGCUGGUUGGAAAGAGCAUCAAACCGAUUUCGUGCACCAGUUGCAUUUAUUUGCAGGCUUUGUUUUGGAGAGUGGUAAGCGGGCGUGGCAUUGAGAUUGAUAUGUACAUGCAAUUAAUAUGCUCCAAGAUUGAAAUGUAGAUCUAGCUCACAGAUUUGAGAUCCCUCCAAGACAGGUGCUUCCCGCAAGAUUUCUUCCAAACUGAAGACUCGGCAUGCUCAACGGAGACCCGUAACAAAAUCUUCUUGAUGCAUUUGCGAUAUCCUGCACCUGCCAUGCAUCUGCCACGCACUUGCCAUGCCAACCGAACUUGAUAACCCCUCAGAAAACGCGCAGAGAGCAAGAGGGAGAGUGCUGCCAUCGCCAAGCGAUCAGUAAUCGCGUGAC
This is a messenger RNA of Durusdinium trenchii, 2610 nucleotides long. NCBI's taxonomy places the organism in Eukaryota, Dinophyceae, Suessiales, Symbiodiniaceae. The record is from the annotation of a GenBank genome assembly.